AGAAAAUCCCAACCCCAGGCCAACGUGUCUGUCACAAGAGAAACAUUUGAUAAGAAAGGAGAUGUUUUGUUUACACACUUUUACGAGAUCGCCAACUACGGCCCAUCAGACCUGUAUAACUUGAAAGUGGAUUUUUUACUAUCGGAUGGUGUAUGCCCAGCAAGCUCCAUAGAAGGGUCGAGCUUUCAUGAAAAUAAGCUCUCGUUCGUUGCCGCAAAGCUCGAAGCUAAUUCAACCACGGGUUACAUAUUACCCCUGCGAUUUAACCAUUCACAGAGCGGUGACAAGCUGAAUGACGAAGAGACAAUGAAUGUGACUACCAAGAUGUUCAUUUACGUUCAAAAUGGUAAAACAAAAGAAAACUGGACAAUGGAAGUGACCACUACAUUAUUACUGGAACCCAAGACUCCAAUUUGGCCUCUGAUUGUGGGUCUGGUGGCUGGUCUCUUAGUUCUAGCUGCCAUCAUAGCUGCUUUGUAUAAGUUCGGGUUCUUCUCUCGCCAAAAGAAGGAAGACCUGAAACAGCUGAUUGAAAACCAAGCAUCACAAGAAGACCCUGGGAACUCGUCCAACCCUUCAACAGUCGAUACCGACAGCACGACAAGAGAACUGCUAGACAUUACAGAGUAGACUAUCCAGAAGACCUGGGUAUCUUAACUUCUAUGUCCCUGUGGGUUCUUCUUCGCUCUAUCAAAAAUUUCGCGACCAAUUUAUCACAAAUGCGAUUAUUAAAAUACUAUCUUGAGCUGAAAUGAAGAUUAAAAAAAAACAAAAAGUUUCGGGAAUGUGGAAAUUUAUUAAGUUGAAUAAACUAGUCGAUUAAGAGUCAAUAGGACUUUCAUCUCAUGAAACCAAAAAAUAAAAGAAAUGUUUA
This is a messenger RNA of Ostrinia furnacalis (Asian corn borer), 874 nucleotides long. RefSeq names its product integrin alpha-PS3-like. The record is from RefSeq and is a predicted model, not a curated record. NCBI's taxonomy places the organism in Eukaryota, Metazoa, Arthropoda, Insecta, Lepidoptera, Crambidae. Bases 307 to 630 code for a protein of 107 amino acids. The transcript has 6 exons.